AUGCGAGCGAACAUAAGGCCGACACGUGGCAGUGACGGCCUUCUCUCUCCGCCGGUUGAUGUGACCGAGGAGACGGCCGUAAAUGAGCUGAACGGUUGAACCACGGACGUCCGUGAUUCGACAUCAGCUGGCGUCUUCCCGAGGCCGGAAUCGGAGGGGACAGCAGUCGACGCCGUCCACUCUCCCUCCGGGAACGAGGCGACGGCAGGCGAAGAGGCCCCCUCUGAUCCAACCAUUGAUCGUAUGAUCAAUGGUCAGAAUCAGCCGGCUAUAAAGGCCUCAACAGCCGUUACCGAGGCUCCGCCCUCGGACGGUCACGGCCAUAACGGCCAACUUGAUCCAACCGUUGAUCUUGAGAUCAACGGAGGGGAUCACGUGGCCAUAAAGGCGCCGCAACCUUUUGCGAUCGCCGAUGCCUCGGCUGGGACGCUACUGACGUCAUCAACGUCAGACACCGCGGACGAUGGCUCGCCAUCACGGGCCGAGCCCCGCUCAGCUGGCACCGUACAGGCGCGGCCCGUGCGAGCCUCCGGCAAGGUGGCUAGAGCUGAUCCGGCCCAGGUAGCGCCAUCUGAGGCCGCUUUAGCCCAGGUCAUGCCGGCCCAGCCCAUCGAGGCUGCGCCGGCUCAGGACGCACCGGCCCAGGCCCAGGUGGCCCAGGCCGAGCCUGAGCAGCCAGCUCAGGCUCGGCCGGUCCAAGCUCUUGCCCAGGUAAGGGGCAACAGCCUGCGGCCCAAAAAGAAGAUAGGACGCCGACUUUUACGUCCACCCUCGACCACGUCCUCUAGGCCUACCCUAAGUCAACAGAUUGAGCCGGUUUUACCUCUACCUACAGGGGCCCUUAGGCUCUCUCAAACUGAGCCCCUCGAACCAACUAGGAUCCCAGCACUAGUUGAGACCUCUAUAUUGGCCCCAAACACAUCCCUUGGGCACACCAUAUCUACACCUAGUGGGCUAGACUCUACUGUGCCCCAUAGGCCAAACCCGACUAUGCCCACUAGACACCUAUCAUGGGCGCAACGAGUGUUUGGACCUUCUGCCCCCUCGAUAGAGACUGUCACACCACAAGAACCGCUGCAUCAGGUACUAUUCCCAUUCUAUGACACCACUGUCCCAGUGCGAAGCUAUAGUGAGGAUGAUGGGAGGAGGACAAUAGCUUUUACUUAUGAGGAGGUCUCCCAGAUGGUAACCACAUUCCAAUAUACCUUAGUUGGUCGUUUCAUUACGAAACGACCAACUAUAGGUGACAUAGAGAAGAUUUACUUGGCACUUGGAAAUUUCCAGGGCUGAGUCUCCAUCGGAGCUCGAGACUAUCGUAGCAUAUACAUCCGCUUUGAGCUAGAAGUGGAUUAUCGUCGAGCAUGGAGCCGACCCACUUGGACAAUGGGGGAGUCUACCCUCCAUACCCACAGAUGGACACCACAGACCAACAUAAGGCACCGAGCACAUCAAUCCCAUGCGGUUCCAUUAUGGGUGGGCUUCCCUGGCCUACCUGCCCAUUUAUUUACGCCAAAGGCACUUGAGUCUUUGGCAAAUGCGGUGGGAACAUUCAUAUGCCUUGACCCAGGCGUAAAAAUGUUCAACCGGCUAGGAUAUGCACGAGUUUGUAUAGAGGUGGACCUAAUGGCCCCUCUAUAGAGGACUCUCGUUAUACGUAGUGGAGAUGAUGAGCUUUAUCAGCCUAUUAUUUACGAGAGAUUACCAUAUUUCUACACACAUUGUGCUAUCUUGGGCCACACUGUCAGCACAUGUCGUCAGAAGGCAGGUACACCACAAGCAACCACACGAGCCUUUUUAGUACCGAUCUCAUAUGACGAUUAUCUCGUCGAAAUGAGAAAGGAUGCUCAGAGUGCUCGUCAUCCUCAAAGGUCGAUUGCCCCUAUGGCGGCUCCACCUUCCUUACGAAGGCACAGGAAAAGCCUAGUUCAUUGAUUGAGACACAGCAUGCACGGUGAAAGCCGGCAAUUGGACGCCCUUCUUCCAUCCACACAUGAGAGAAGAAAGGAACACGAGAGGCUACACCUUCCCCUUUAGGCAAGGGAAAGAAACCCCUAACCUCAAACACCUUCGAGGUCUUAGAGGCUUUAGAUGAGAGAGACUUUGAGGGACCUGCACAGAGGGGAACUAGGCCUUCCAAAGGGCUAGCAUCCCCCACUAUGAGGGACUCACCUAGUCAAACUCCACAUAUUAGAUCCCCUCGGGCUAUCCGACCCCCCAUACUCACCCACCCCACUCCACCCAUUAGUGUCUCUCCACAACCCAGCUCCUCCCCGCCCAUUCACUCUUCCCCACAUAGCAGGAGCCCUUCACCUCUUAGUCCCCACCGACUGAGGUCUACCCCUUUCUCUGAGGGUAUCGACUUGGGCACUACCCAUCCCCCUCAAAUCCCCGUCGAGGAUCUACUAAGAGGGCCUACCCCCAGCACACUUCCUAUUAGUACAUCUUACGUAGCCCCCCGUUCUGAUUCUUAUACCCUCCCCCCCUCUCCCCCACUACACCCGCCAGAUCAGUUCCCUAUACUUGAUCCACCACCCGCUGAUUCUAGAGAGAGCCCCAAUAGAGGACAGUGCUUGACGAAUCGUCAAGCACUGCACCCAUCCUCCUCAUCUAGUGCUCAUGAUACUAGUGGCCACAUGACUAGUACCCAUGAGGAUGGUGGAUCUGAGACUGACAUUGAGACUACCUACCUAGAUGAGGGAUAUCAGACGGAGGCUAGGACCACACGACUCACUAGACGCUCACCUUACUCCACGAGAUCUAGGACUCGUGGGGCCACUCAUUAGAUCAUGAUACCUAGCAUCAUAUGGAAUUGUCGAGGUAUAAGUAACCUCGAAACCCAAUUCUAUAUAGCUAGCCUUAUCAGACAGUAUCGACUAGGUAUAGUAGGCCUCAUUGAGCCUAUGAUAUCAUCAGAUUGUAUCCAACCUUUACUUAGGCGAUUAGGUAUGGAUUAUUUUCACUCCAACCCCACAAAUCAUAUUUGGCUCUUUUGGACUAGACCAUACUCUAUGGAGUUGCUAGUCGAGGGAUCCCAGUAUAUCACUAUGACGGUUCAAGAUCUCACCCAAGAGUUCACCUUCUCGGUCAUCUAUGCAUCACAUAGAUCCGAAGAAAGGGAAACUCUUUGGGCGGACCUAGUUCAAUACGUGAGGGACUACCCUACACUAGUUGAGUCUCCUUGGUACCUAGCAGGUGACUUCAACUGUGUUUGUAAUACUAGUGAACGUCAAGGUGAGCGGAUCCCUAGGGCCCGUAAUAUGGAGACGUUCAAUGAUUGUAUUUUUCGAUUAGCUCUUAUUGAGCCACCUACAUCAGGCGAGGUAUGGACAUAGAGCAACAAUCGAGGGGACGCUUUGAUCUAUGAGCGUAUCGAUCGCUGUUUCAUCAACAGUAUCGCCAUGGUGCGACAUCCCAUAUUAGUCACGAUAUUACCUCGUUAUAGGUCAGAUCACACCCCGAUCCUCAUACUCCCUAAACAGAGUAUAAGCACUCACAGACCUCCCUUCAGAUUUCAGAUCAUGUGGCUUCAACAUGAAGACUUUCAAAGUUUCGUACGGAAUCACUGGUACGGACAUAUCUCAGAUUCUCCUAUGGAGAACCUUAGCUAUAGGUUAAGGAAUCUCAAACUCUACCUUAAAUGGUGGAACCGACAUAUCUAUGGGAAUGUCCAUACUCAGGUUGAUGCACUGCAAAAAGAGUUAGCAGAGGUUGAAAGACUACUGCAAGCUAGAUAUUUAAAUGCUACUUGGGAAAAGAGGAGUAGAGUGAGAGACCAACUUGAUGAGGUUGUGCGAUGAUAGGAGUUAUUCUAUCUCUAAAAAUCACACAUCUAGUGGUUACAAAAGGGUGAUAGAAACACUCGUUUCUUUCAUGCAUCGGUCGCUCACCGCUCACAUUCAGAUUAUAUCUCCCUUUUAGAGACAUAUGAUCAGGACCUUUCUCGCAUGCAGGAGGCAGGGGUUGAGUACUUUCGUACUUUCUUAACCUCUCAGCCGAUCGAGAUUUCUGAUGAUAUGCUCACUUCGAUCCCAUCAUUAGUCACUCACUAUGAGAGCUCUCUCACGACGGUCAUACCCACGAGAGAAGAGAUCAAGGAAGUAGUUUUCUCUAUGAGCAGACAUUGUGCACCCAGGCCUAAUGGUUUCCCAGCUGAUUUUUAUGUUUCAUGUUGGGAUAUCGUUGGCACUGAUCUCAUCCAGGCUAUCAAGGAAAUCUUUCGUCGUAAAGUCUUUACAUGAAGUUGGAAGGCCACCUUCCUUGCACUUAUACCGAAAGUGACUACCCCAACUUCAUUUAGAGACUUUCGACUUAUCAGUUUAUGUAACGUGUGUUAUAAAGUUGUAUCUAAGAUCGUUACACGUAGAUUGAGUAGUUUCCUUGAUAGACUUAUAUCUCUAGAGCAAUGCGGAUUUGUCAAGGGACGGUACAUUCACGAUAACAUCAUGCUAGUACAUGAACUAACAUAGUCCCUUGGCCAUGACUGUCGAGGCUCCAACAUCAUCAUCAAAUUAGACAUAGAGAAGGCCUUUGAUAGGAUAGAGUAGAGUUUCCUCAUUAAGGUUCUUAGAUGCUUUGGGUUCACCAACGACUUCAUUGACUUAGUCGAUGCAUGUGUUAGAGAGAAUCACUUCUUUUUAUUGGUGAAUGGUAGCUCUACAUCAUUCUUCACGGCCACGAGACGUCUACGACAGGGCGAUCCACUAUCACCCACCCUCUUCAUUUUGGUCGAAGAAGUCCUCAGUCGAUCCCUCACUCGAGCGAUCAAUCAAGGACUUAUCCGACCAUACUACUCGAAGAGGGGUUGUCUGAUCAUCUCACACUUCCUCUUUGCUGAUGAUGCGAUACUCUUCCUCAAUGGAUGUGAGACAUCCAUUAGAGGGCUCAUGAGUAUUAUCUCGAGGUAUGAGCGAGUUGCAGGUCAACUCGUAAAUGUCUCGAAGAGUAGCUUCAUGGUAGGCCCUUCUACCCCCAUAGGGACCAUACGACGCAUCCAGGGCCUAACAGGGUUCUCUCAUGGACACUUACCUUUUGAAUAUCUAGGAUGUCUUAUUUUCCUCGGCCGUAGGUGCAUACACUAUUUUGACGCCCUAGUGGGUAAGUUGAGGAAGAAAUUAGCGGGAUGGAAGUUACAACUUCUAUCCCCUGGAGGACGGAUUCAGUUGAUACAUCAUGUCCUCAUGAGCAUGCCAUUACACCUUUUGGCAGUCCAUGAGGUACCAGACACCGUCUUACAGACUAUUAGACGAAUAUGCACGUCCUUCCUUUGGGAUGGACAACUUGAGGGACCUCGUCGCCAACGUCGAGUUUCUUGGGAGAAAGCAUGUCGACCUACGGAUGAGGAUGGCCUAGGUAUUCGGCGCCCUCAAGAUGUACUCAACAUGCUUCAAAAGAAACUCGUUUGGAGGAUGAGGACCACACCAUCGGUGCUAGGCUCUUUUGUGUCAACCAAAUAUGGUGAGUGGGCUCGACAGCCAACUGACAUCAAAGGAGUCAAACGAUGGGCAGACUGGCAGCGACAUUGGUUAGAGAUGAUGCCCCUUAUUCGUUGGCGAGUAGGGCGAGGCGCGAUCAGUGCCUGGUACGACACUUGGUUAGAGGACACACCAUUGGCCAAUUUUACCACUUUCACAUCCUCUUGGCCUCGCUUGACGGUAGCCCAACUUCUCCAAGGAGACACUCAUCUACUUAUUGAGAGGCAUGGACUACCGUCGGACUUGUUACCAGCCAUCACCAUGACUGAGACGAGUUUUACAGAGGACCAACCCAUCUGGACACUUACCGUAGAUGGUAGUUUCUCUUGUAGCUCCUCUUGGGAGCACUUUAGAAACCGCUCCCCAAAGACAUUUUGGGGAAAUCUCAUAUGGCAUCCAGCCAUCACACCUCGUGUUUCGUUCUUCCUGUGAAAGUUCAUGCACCGAGGACUACCCACCGACGAUCGAGUGAUUCUCACCGAUCAAGAGGUGGAAAGGAGAUGUCAUUGUUGCUCCAUCACGACGGACGAAAGCAUGGAACAUCUAUUUUUCUAUAGUGAUAUCGCUGUCGAGUGUUGGCGUCAACUUCUAGCAAAUUGGCUUCCAAUGCUCUCGUACAGACCUACGAGACCACCACUAUAGGUCUUUAGGAGAGUCAUUGACUCACCGACGAGUGUCAAGCUUAGUCCCUUUAUCCGUAUCUCCAUAGCAUAUAUGUUAUGGGAAAUAUGGAAGGGACGUAACUCAUCUCGAUUUACAGGCCAAGUGAUGCGUGUCACAAAGAUUAUGAGGCACAUAACACAAUGGCUUCGAAGUACUCAUUCCUUAGUGCCAAACAAAACGAAACGCUCACGUUCUAUUUGUGAAGCAUUUGGGCUUUGGGGACUCCAUAUCAUACCUACACAAACUUGGACUACUAUCUGAUCUGUUAGAUGGACACCACCGAGGGUUGGGCAGUGGAAACUCAACGUCGAUGGAGUAUCUCAAGGUAACCCUGGACCAUCUGGAGUAAGAGGUAUUUUACGUGAUAGUACAAGAUGCAUUCUCUUUGUCUUUUCGAACUUUUAUAAUAUACGAACUAAUACUGAGGCAGAGGCUAUAGUAAUACGGGAUGGUUUGCUUCUUUGUGAGGAGCAAAACAUUACUAAUAUUGUCUUAGAAUCUGAUUCCGAAGUGUUAGUGGACAUGUUACGUGCAGACUCUUGUCCUCAUUGGAGGCUCAAGAAUAUCUGGGUAGACAUCAUGCGAUGCCGAGGACGCAUCACAACCAUUACGCAUCAGUUCCGAGAAGGGAAUCAGACAGCCGACGCCCUUGCUACGCAUGGAGUCAGAUCGCGUCGGAAGACAGUCUUCUUUUUUUGGCAAGACAUGCCCAUCGCAGCCCGAGGUGCUCAUAGACUUGAGCGACUCGGCAUACCCUCUUUACGCAUACACCGCACUCCACUACCGGCCCCUCCACGGUAGUGGCAUAUUGCUUGGAGGAGAUCAAAGGUGGUUACUAUUGGCCGCUGAAGACCACAAUGGAGAUACAGGUACGUGUUUCCUUUGUUUCUAUUUUCAGGUCUAUCACAAGCCACAACCAUGACAUCAUCAUGGUGCUCAUCUUAUACCACCGAUGUGGAAUGCACUUUGCCUAUCAACACAAGACAGACAACAAGGCAUAUCGUAAUCCACUCGGGUACACUACUUCCAAUCAUUACUCUCUUUAUAAUCACCUCACAUCUAUUAUCUAUCACCCCCAAGUAGUGAGGACAUAGAACUAUCAGCACAUGUUGGCAUCUGCCCACUUUUGAACUAUAGGUCUAUAGCACAUCAGACCUGCCAAACUAGUUGUGAAUCGUCAACCUAGCACCUCUCUCAAGAUCUCAUUAGUACCAUCAGUCAGCUUGAACCUAUGAGAAGAAAAGGAUCUAUAUCCAUAGGAUUGACCCUCUCUCUUCUCUCUCUCUCUUGAUUCCCUAUUUCUUUCUCCCUCCCUUUUUCUCUUUUUCUUAAAAAAAAGACAGCCUCCUUCUUUUCCCAAAAUCACUAGCCCAUCAUAGACAAUUAGUGGAGGGUGAGGAAAAGGGCCCUCAAAAAAGCGAGCAACCUAUUUCCUUUCCCCCAAUCACUACACUCCAAAGGGAAUUACCCUUGUACACCAAAUAAUGGGCAUUAGUGGAGGGUAAAAGAAGAGGCCCUCAAAAAAAAAAAAAAAAAAAAAAGAGAAAGAAGAGAGAGAGAAUAAGAGAAAAGAAAAAGAGUUAGAAAAAGAGACCAAGUCAUUCCUCGUGGGGUGAAAAGUUUCCUUACCUACUUAGAGGAAGUAUGGCAACUGAUGGUACUAACAAGAUCUUGGCUAGAGGGAUUAGACGCGUGAAACACUAGGAAGGCAAAUUCAUAUUUGGGCUUAUUGUCAUACUCUAGCAUAGUUCUAUACUCCUCACUGUCUUAACAACUCUUUUCUCACCACUUUCUAUCAUUUUAUUUCUUUCUUAGAACUACUUAUUGCAGCAAAUUCUUGUCUUGCAGCAACAUCUCAUGGUGCACAACAUGGAGGUUUACACGUCCUACUACUGUCAACCAGAUAUUCUAACUUCAUGAACUCAAAAGCUCUUUCAGCCCAAAUGCAGAUCAACUGAUUUCUUCAAAUAUGAUGAGCGAACUGGAAUCUAUCUCUAGUAUUAUCACAUCCCCUCUAAAAAAAGAGGUCUUUCACCCUCCAUGUCAUCCUCGCCCCUUGUGCGAAUGAGAUCCCGCUUAUGUAACCUCAGAAUGAGGUCAAACUUUUAUCACUCAAUCAAAUUUCUUCAAAAAAAAAAAAAACCCUAAACCCUAAACCCUCAAAGAACGUGCCGAGAGGUACCCUUGCCACCAUGCUGAAAGGUAUAUGUGGCAUCUAUCUCGCCAUGCCAAGACGCUCCUAGCUCCGAAGAAUGUGUUGAGAGGCACCUCUGCCACGAUGUCGAGAGGCGCAAGUGGCAUCUAUCUCCAAAGAAUGUGACUAAGAGGCACCAAAGUGCUUGAGCGUGUGAAGUAUUAGGAUGGGUGACCUCAUGAGAAGUUCGGCCCAAGACAGUUAUAAAAAAAAAACCAAAAAAAAAAAAAAAAACCCUAAACCCAACCCCCCUUAGUGGGAGAGUUGCCACCGGAUCCCAUAAGAACUCCGGAGUUAAGCGUGCUCUCGAGUGGGAGCAGUCCCCGAAUGGGUGACCUUCCUAGGAAGUCCCCGGGUUUGUGUGCAUACGUUGCAAGACACUUGCUGUGCAUGUGCUGAAAGGCACCGCUGCAUGAUCGUGCUGCCCAACAUGUGUUAUGAACCCCUCCGUCACUAUGCCAAGAUAUCUUAAGCAUCGAAGAACGUGCCAAGAGGCACCCCUGCCACCGUGGCGAGAGGCAUAUAUGUGGCAUCCAUCUCACCAUGCCAAGAUGCCCCCAGCUCCAAAGAAUGUGCCUGAGAGGCACCAAAGUGCUUAGGCGUGUCAAGUAUCAAAAUGGGUGACCUCAUGAGAAGUUCAGCCCAAGACAGUUAUCAAAAAAAAAAAAACCCUAAACCCUAAACCCAAAAAAAAAAAAAAAACCCUAAACUCUAAUAACCUCCCUUAGUGGGAGAGUUGCCACCGGAUCUCAUAAGAACUUUGGAGUUAAGUGUGCUCGGGUGGGAGCAGUCCCCGAAUGAGUGACCUCUCUGGUAAGUCCCCGGGUAUGUGUGCAUGCGUUGCGAGACGCUUGCUGUGCAUGUGCUGAAAGGCACCCUUGCCACGAUGUUGCCACCGGAUCCAAAGAAUGUGACUAAGAGGCACCAAAGUGCUUGAGCGUGUGAAGUAUCAGGAUGGGUGACCUCAUGAGAAGUUCGGCCCAAGACAGUUAUAAAAAAAAAACCAAAAAAAAAAAAAAAACCCUAAACCCUAAACCCAACCCCCCUUAGUGGGAGAGUUGCCACCGGAUCCCAUAAGAACUCUGGAGUUAAGUGUGCUCGGGUGGGAGCAGUCCCCAGAUGGGUGACCUCCCUGGGAAGUCCCCGGGUUUGUGUGCAUACGUUGUGAGACGCUUGCUGUGCAUGUGUUGUCUGAGAGGCACCAAAGUGCUUCAGUGUGUGAAGUAUCAGAAUGGGUGACCUCAUGAGAAGUUCAGCCCAAGACAGUUAUCAAAAAAAAAAAAAACCCUAAACCCUAAACCAAAAAAAAAAAAAAACACAUGUUAUGAACCCUUCUGUCACCAUGCCAAGAUGCCUUAAGUAUCGAAGAAUGUGUUGAGAGGCAUAUAUGUGGCAUCCAUCUCACCAUGCCAAGAUGCCCCCAGCUCCAAAGAAUGUGUUUGAGAGGCAUCAAAGUGUUUGGGCAUGUGAAGUAUCAGAAUGGACGACCUCCUGAGAAGUUUGGCCCAAGACAAUUAUAAAAAAAAAACCAAAAAAAAAAAAAACCCUAAACCUUGAACCCAACCCCUCUUAAUGGGAGAGUUGCCACCGGAUCUCAUAAGAACUUUGGAGUUAAGCGUGCUCUGGGAGUAGUCCCCGGAUGGGUGACCUCCUUGAAAAGUCCUUAGGUUUGUGUGUAUAUAUGGGUCACAAUGCCAAGAGGUUGAGAAGCAUCAAAGUGUUUGGGCGUGUGAAGUAUGAGUGACCUCUUGAGAAGUAUCAGGAUGGGUGACCUAUUGAGAAGUUCGGCCUAAGAUGGUUAUCAAGAAAAAAAAAAAAAAAAAACCCUAAAUGGUGAGAGGCACCAAAGAACUUUUUUCUCUCUCCUCACGAUCAGCGCAAAUGGUGAGAUCUCCUUCGUGUGACCUCAGAUCGCGCUGAAACCUUUUCCAUUCGAUUCGGAAGGCCGACAGCUAUCGGUUUCAAGCUAUUACGCAUCGAAAACGCUGGAUUAAAGCCUUUGUUUCGCAAUUUCCUCAUCGCGAAGGUACACUUCCAGAGUUUUCACUCCAAAGGUAAUAUCUUUCUAUUGACUGGGUGAAAUUUAAUUAUUUUUAGUUCAAUAGAAUCGUAUUUGCCUCGUUUACCAUUUUCUCUUCUAUAUCAUUUUUAUUUGAUGCUUAGCUGAUAAGUAGCUCACAGAUUCCAUCGGGUGACCUCCGUCGCCCAGAUGAAAACUCGCCCGACGAAUGCGAGCGAACAUAAGGCCGACACGUGGCAGUAACGGCCUCCUGUCCUCGCCUUCUCUCUCCGCCGGUUGAUGUGACCGAGAAGACGGCCGUAAAUGAGCUGCAACGGUUGAACCACGGACGUCCGUGAUUCGACAUCAGCUGGCGUCUUCCCGAGGCCGGAAUCGGGGACAGCAGUCGACGCCGUCCACUCUCCCUCCGGGAACGAGGCGACGGCAGGCGAAGAGGCCCCCUCUGAUCCAACCAUUGAUCGUAUGAUCAAUGGUCAGAAUCAGCCGGCUAUAAAGGCCUCAACAGCCGUUACCGAGGCUCCGCCCUCGGACGGUCACGGCCAUAACGGCCAACUUGAUCCAACCGUUGAUCUUGAGAUCAACGGAGGGGAUCACGUGGCCAUAA
Molecule: messenger RNA, 10952 nt
Organism: Spirodela intermedia
Lineage: Eukaryota; Viridiplantae; Streptophyta; Magnoliopsida; Alismatales; Araceae
Source: the annotation of a GenBank genome assembly